CCUAAGGCGGAACACGGAGUUCAAAGGUUAUAGACGUUAGCUACAUCUCAAGCUAGCACCUGAAAACCGAUCUUUAAAUAUUUGAGAAAUGUCAUCGGCAGAAGAAAACACUGAGAUGAUUCUGCCAUGUGUGCUUGUCACUAGCACUGACAGCGAAUUUAAAGAAGAAGAGCUGAUAAAACAAAUACUCAAUUCAAAGACUUUGCCUCAGUCAACUAAGCGAGAGGAAACUGUUGUUUGGUAUCCUUGGACUAUCAAUAACAAAUAUUAUACGGCGGACGUGCAGUUGUGUGUUGUACCAAGCACGUAUAAAAUGUCUGCAGAGAUUGCCCAGUCUAUGCAGGCUUUCAUUGCUUACUUUGAUAGCAAAGUGAAGGAUGGGCUGGAAAAGCUAAAUCCCUGGAUUCCUGUGGUGGAAGAUCUCAGCCCAGAGGUGCUUAUUCUUGUGUGCGACAGAGUCUGUGAAGACGGUGUCACUAGGCAUGAAGCACAACAGUGGUGUUUGUCUCACGCAUUUGAGCUUGUGGAGCUCAAUCCACAGGAGCUACCAGAUGAGGAUGAUGACUUUCCAGAGUCCACAGGAGUAAAGAGGAUUAUUCAGGCACUUAAUGCUAAUGUGUGGUCCAGUGUGGAGAUGAAGGAUGGGCACAAUCAGGGUUUUGGCCUAAUGAGUAGUUUGGUUGCUUCCAGGCAUAACAACCCACGCCACAGCCAAGAUCCACCGUCCUCCAGCUUGCCAGCAGAGGGCACACACACCAAUGAGGAGGCCAACCACACAGACAACAGUGCAAACUCAGAUACACAAGAGGGAUCAGUUGUAGAUGCAAUGACUGAUUUAGACAUACAGGAACUCGCCAAUCUUACUGCUGGGGAUGCAGAUGCAGACAAUUUUGAGCGGCUCUUUACUAAAUUAAAAGAGAUGAAAGAUAAAGCUUCAUCAUUACCACAUGAGCAAAGAAAAGUUCAUGCUGAAAAGGUGGCAAAAGCCUUUUGGAUGGCCAUUGGUGGGGAAGAAGAUGAAGUAGAUGGAUUGUCUUCAGGUGAAGACAGCUAGAAUCAGAUAUCAGUGACUCUGUCUUCAUUCCUCUGAUCGCACCAUUUUUCCUGGAACCCACAUGGGUGUCGAUGUGGACGUCCUGCUCAUACUUGGAAGGUGGAUUUGCUUACAGAUGGCACUGUAAGAAUAGUUGUAUGAGAUUUUUAGGAUGGAAAUGAUGUAUGCAGAAAUACUAAUUGGAGGGUAAGCCAUGAGUGGCACCGGUCUUUAACCUUCUUCCCCCGGGUUUUUUAAUGUGGUUUAGCCCUGUGUGAUCCCGAAUAUGUGGUUGGUAUGGAGGUAAAAAAAAAAAAAUAACGUGGGACAUCUGAUCCGUAAUUUGUUUGUAGGUAAUAUCAACAUGUAUUUUUGUUACAUAUGUGCCUUAUCCAUGUAAGAGACUUAAUGCACGUUCUCAUAAAUCAACAUAAAACUUUUUUCAGUUUCAUUGUGACUUUAAUGUAUUUGUGAACACUAGUUUUCAAGGGUGCGUACUGCAAUUUGGUUAAACCAAAUAAGAUAUGCAGAAACAGACUUUUCAGCAAAUAAAAUUAGUAGUUGGAAUGAA
This is a messenger RNA of Poecilia reticulata (guppy), 1604 nucleotides long. RefSeq names its product alpha and gamma adaptin binding protein (gene aagab). The record is from RefSeq and is a predicted model, not a curated record. NCBI's taxonomy places the organism in Eukaryota, Metazoa, Chordata, Actinopteri, Cyprinodontiformes, Poeciliidae.